UCGGGAGGAUGGCGGGGUUUCGUUGAGGCGGGGCUUUGGACGCGUUGGCUCGCGUAGGUGGCCGUUGUGGUCUCCCGCGGCGGUCGCCGGUGUCUGGGCGGGAGCAAUGCCGGUCCAUUCCCGGGAGAAGAAAGAGAACAACCAUGAUGAGAUGGAGGUGGACUAUGGGGAAAACGAGGGCAGCAGCUCCGAGGAGGAGGAGUCCGAGAGCUCGUCCGUGUCCGAGGAGGGGGACAGCUCAGAAAUGGAUGAUGAAGAUUGUGAAAGGAGAAGAAUGGAGUGUUUAGAUGAGAUGUCCAAUCUUGAAAAACAGUUUACAGAUCUCAAAGAUCAACUUUACAAAGAGAGAUUAAGCCAAGUGGAUGCAAAACUGCAGGAGGUCAUAGCAGGAAAGGCACCGGAGUACUUAGAACCACUGGCGGCUCUGCAAGAAAACAUGCAAAUCCGAACAAAAGUGGCAGGUAUCUACAGAGAGCUCUGUUUAGAGUCUGUGAAAAACAAAUACGAAUGUGAAAUUCAAGCUUCCCGUCAACACUGUGAGAGUGAAAAGCUCUUGCUGUAUGAUACAGUUCAAAGUGAACUAGAAGAGAAAAUCAGACGACUUGAAGAAGACAGACAUAGCAUUGACAUUACCUCAGAAUUAUGGAACGAUGAACUUCAGUCUAGGAAGAAAAGAAAAGAUCCGUUUAGCCCAGACAAGAAAAAACCUGUUGUUGUAUCAGGACCCUAUAUAGUAUAUAUGCUUCAAGAUCUUGACAUACUUGAAGACUGGACAACAAUAAGAAAGGCAAUGGCUACCUUGGGACCACACAGAGUGAAAACAGAACCCCCUGUCAAGUUGGAAAAACACCUCUACAGUGCAAGAUCUGAAGAAGGAAGACUCUAUUAUAAUGGGGAGUGGUAUGGGCGUGGACAAACGAUAUGUAUUGAUAGGAAAGAUGAAUGCCCUACAAGUGCCAUAAUUACAACAAUUAACCAUGAUGAAGUGUGGUUUAAGAGGCCUGAUGGAAGCAAAUCCAAACUAUAUAUUUCUCAGCUACAGAAAGGAAAAUAUUCAAUCAAACAUAAUCACAACUGACCAUUAAACUAACCAGACAGUGUUACCCUGCUUGAUGUGCCAUGAAAUGACAGAUGUAUUUACUGUAUGUUCUCAUUUAUUUUUGUGGCAGUAUCUGUGUAUUUGUAGUAGUGUAAGUAAUCUUCAUACAGAUGUCUGGAAAUAAGUGACAUAUAAUCAUGCUGACCUCUCAUGUGGGUCCAGAGCCUGAGAUGGGAAACAGUAACCUUUGGAAAGUCUGAGAAUAUUGAUGACUGCUGUCUUUACAAGUAACAUUGCACACGUGGGAUUGCGGGUGGGGGGUGGGAAUGCACAGCUGUGUGUGUCUUUGAAGCGUCUCCCGUAGCUGCUCACACAGUUGAAUGGGAGAGCUAAUUUUAAGCUUUCUUGUUGAGCUGAAUGGGAAGUUGCAGUAGAAAGUCUUCUCCCAGAUGUGUGUUUAGUUCUCCACUGCGUACACACACCGGUUUCUAGGAUUGCUGGCUAUAAGUAUUUGUAGAACAUGAAAAAAGUGGUGUUAUAUCAUUUUUUUAAAAUGGUGUGUUGAAUGUGAAGUUUAUUGCUACAUGUUAACAACCCGUUUUGUAUUUUACAGAACUCGUCAUGCUUGUCUUAUAAAGAUGUGUUAGAUCGCACAAAUGUUACUUUAAUGUAGUCUAAUGGGAUGGUAUUCUUAGGUGCGCAGCUGAAAAAAGGGAGACCUGAAACAAUUGUGGCACUGUUACCUAAGUAAACCAUUACUAAUUUUGGUUAAUAACAAAAAGACCAUCAUUUAAUGUGUAGGGGUGGAUCUUCCCUAGGCUGGCACCUGGAAAGACAUUGUGUCUACUUCUUCCUUUCCUUCUAGCUUCAAGCUAGGAGUUUGUAAGAAACAAUUGUUGGAAAGUAGAUUAUGUUGUUUUUGCUAGUAUUAAGCCCCCUCCAUCGCCAUCCCCAGUUGUGCCUCUUCAGUACCUGGCAAAACAUUAACCAAAAGUGUUGCUAAACAUUUUGUCCACCCUGUAACCAAAAGAAAUUUAAUUCUUUGAAAUUAUGUAUAGGGAAAAAUCAUGCUAUUCACUACCUAUACAAAAUCUUUUGUGUCAGCUACUCCAACAGAGUUGCAGUUCAAAAGCUAGGAUCUCUGGUUUUUCUGUAGAUGUUUCAGUCAUGUAGAAAGGAUUCGGGGAGGGCAGAGGGGAACGUUACUUCGAGGUUUAUGUGCACUUUAUUAUCCAUUAAGAUGCAUCUUUGAAGAAAGCCUGCACCUGAUGGAACAGACUGCCAAAAGAGUGUUUACGUUCUAGAUUGGAUCACUAAAUCUGGAAUCCUAGGAGUCCUAGCAUGCAUCCUCAUCAGAAAGUUUGGAUUGAAAUCCAAGUGCGUUAAAAAUAAUUGGAUUCUCAAGGCAGACACUAGUAAUCCUAACCCCAUACUCAGCUAUCUACUGCAGUGGGUAUAAAUGGGUCCAUUGUAAAGAAAAGUGGUAUUCACUUUGAAAAAGUGGAAUUUCACUUUGAAAGUAGUAUUCUUUGGAACAGUUUAAGUUGGUAUUUUGAGAUAUGCUAUUCUACCUGCAGGCGUACAGUUCAUUAGCUCAUCGCCAUGCUGAAUUGAAAAAGAUCUUGAAGGUGCGCAGCAUUAAGGGAUUCAAUCCUAACAAUUUUCUGUCUUUGCUAGCUGAGUAGCAGGAGCUUGCCUCUGCUCAGAGGAGGCUUUGUAAUACUUUGGGAUUUUUGAAUGAAGGAUUUUAAGUUGUUUUGCCUUCAGAAAUGUGCAGAUGGAAGUGCAGCUGAGCUGUGCCAUCCAUAUGUACUGUGCAUGGUCUACAUUGAAGUCCAGAGUUGGGUCCAAGAGUAGCGUUGUUGUCAUUAAGUGGCAGCCCACUGCUCUUUAUAAAGAACAACUUAUGUGCUUGUGUUACCCCACUUCAGAGAGGUAGUGAAUGACACAUCCCGGUGUGUCAAGGAACUGUGGUGUCUUUCUAACCAGUGUCACUGUUCCCAGUUAUUGCAGCUCAGGAUAAAAUCUGUAUCUUCUAACACAAUAUAUUACAUUUCUGUUUGUGUGACUGUAUUUGCUGGUUUGGGGGAAACUGUCCAUCUAGAGCAGCACUCUCUGUUGUUACUCUGCAUGUCACUCAUAAUAGCCAAACUGUACAUAAAGUAAUCAUGACAGGUGACAAAAUCAAUUGUAUGUACACAGUUUGAUAAAGCCUUUUUUGUAACGGAAUAUUUGUAUUUUUUAACCUAGCAUAUAAAUAAAUGACCUGUCAUGGAGAAUCCAAAUA
Molecule: messenger RNA, 3326 nt
Organism: Sphaerodactylus townsendi
Lineage: Eukaryota; Metazoa; Chordata; Lepidosauria; Squamata; Sphaerodactylidae
Gene: BRMS1L
Product: BRMS1 like transcriptional repressor
Exons: 10
Coding region: 107-1078 (323 amino acids)
Biological process (GO): negative regulation of transcription by RNA polymerase II
Cellular component (GO): Sin3-type complex
Molecular function (GO): histone deacetylase binding
Source: RefSeq, a predicted model, not a curated record